UCUUGGGCCAAUAUGGCGCUGCGGAGCUUUUCGUCAUCAUGGUGUCGCUCGUUUCUACGUGCCUACAUUUCUCCUAAAGCGACACUUUCUGCUUUGCAACAGCCAGGCUGGAUUGAAUCUCGUUCAGGAGCAAAAAGGCAUCUGCUGUCAGAGGAUGUCGUCAAACUUGAAGACUUCCAGCGAAGGAAGUUGGCGGUCGCUCACCUCGUCACUGGAUCAGAUGGAAAUUUUAUCGAGCUGUUUGGCCACAAACUGCGGAGGAACAGCCUGGUUUUGCGAGAUGAGCUCAAACUGCUGCUUCACUUGUGUCAGUCUGCAGAGGACAUGAAGACGGCCCGAGAUGCCAUUUAUAGGUACCAUGCAGAAAACCGCAACGUGGCGCACGGCGAGUUCAAGUUUGGCCCGCUCUUCAUGAGGCUAUGCUACGAAUUGGGCCUGGAGAAGAUGGCCGCCGCUACACUUACAGAUCAGGAAAUGAAAGGCUUUUUCGCCGACCCCACCUCCUUCAACAUUGCCAUCGACAUGUUAUUCGUUAAGGGCUAUCACGAAGACGCUCUCGAGGUGUUGCGCUGCAUGAGGAGCCAAAGUGUGCCGUUCAACAAAGACACACUCGUGCUGGCGUCUGCCGUCUGCUAUAAACUGAACACGAGCGAGUCGCACGCCAUUUGCAUGUUGCUCACGGAAGAGGCUCAGGCCAAAGGGCAAUUUGUCCCCAGGCACGCUUACUGCUUCGCUGUUGCAUUGGCGCUCCAACAGAACGACGUUGAAAAAGCGCAAUGGUUUUUCGCACAAAUCAUGAGCACAGACAGCCGACUGUGCCAAAACUUAAAGAUUUUGUUGCUGGCGAUAACCGGAGCGACCGAGGAGGCUAUGGCGGUCCUUUUUUCCGCAGUCAAACUCUCCAAGAGGCCGUCCUUUGUCAGGAAGCCGGAAUUUUCUCAAGAGGUGCUGGAUCGGUUGCGUGUGCAUGUCGAGGGCCAAGCACUAGCGGAUGAAGCGGAUGGGCUCAUUUCCCAGCUGGAGCGCGCCGGUCAGGUGAUGCGGCAGAGCCUGGACGACAUGCUGUGCCACACGCCGGCCCCCAAGAGGAAAGUGGCCCCCAUCGUGGCGGACAGGCACGUCAGCAGGAGGACGCUGAAGCCGCUUCACUCAGCGCUGCUGUCUGAGUGAUUUUGUGAAUUCAAAAUAUAUCUAAUAGUAUAAAGAAAUGUGUUCAGAA
Syngnathus acus (greater pipefish) is the source of this 1219-nucleotide messenger RNA. It is a transcript of the gene ptcd2, whose product is annotated as pentatricopeptide repeat domain 2. Gene Ontology annotation, biological process: regulation of mRNA processing; multicellular organism development; mitochondrion organization. The record is from RefSeq and is a predicted model, not a curated record. The transcript is spliced from 10 exons. Gene Ontology annotation, cellular component: mitochondrion. Lineage: Eukaryota; Metazoa; Chordata; Actinopteri; Syngnathiformes; Syngnathidae. Gene Ontology annotation, molecular function: RNA binding; protein binding. Bases 13 to 1170 code for a protein of 385 amino acids.